AAGUCUAAAACCUAUUUUAUCUGAAAACCGGACGGUCGCACUACUAAGCGCGCAUUGUUUUUGCCGUUUGCGAAAUUGUUUUGUUAAUUUAAUUUGUUUAUUCAUUCGGGCUAUUUUAAAUCAACCUAUUACAAUAUAUACGCAUCAUGAAGGAGUGCCCGUAUGGCGAGAAAUGUUACAGGAAGAACCCAAUCCAUUUCGGCGAGUUUUCCCAUGAGCACUUGGAUGCUAUUUAUCGUAAGGGAAAUGUAUCGGGGGACUAUGAUAUACCUGCCAAGUACUCGAGUGACCUGAUUGAAACGCAAUUGAAGUUGCUCGAGAAACUCUUUCCGAAAGAAGGUGCCAAAGCAGAGAAGCAGGCGAAUGUUUCUGGUGCAAAUCCACCAGCUGCUGCUUCAACUAGCCGGGGAUCCUCCAGCUCUGGGACUUCAAGCAACAAUCCCACGGGUUCCUCAACUUCCCAGGCUGCCAGUUCCUCGUCUGCCCCCAAAGACACAUCCAAUUUGGCCAAAAAACAAAAGCUAAGUGAGCGAAACAUCAGAGAUUACAUUCCCGUGGUGGUGGAAAAGGGUGGAAUGGCCAAGAAACUGGAGCGGGCUGCUCCCUACAACAUGUUCCUGACAGCGAUUACGGACUCAAAGCCCACGCACUCGGAGCCGCUAAGUGUGACACUUCAGGAAAUCCUUGAUGAAAGUCUGGGCGAGAUCGAGAGCAGUGUUCAAAUCAACUUUAUGGUGGACAUUGGCUGGCUACUGGGACACUAUUAUUUUGCGGGGAUACUCGACAAACCCCUAUUGGUCCUCUAUGGCGAUGAAUCUCCCGAACUUCUCAGCAUCGGCAAAUUCAAACCGCAGGUCACGGCUAUCGGGGUAAAAAUGCCCACGCCCUUUGCCACCUCGCACACCAAAAUGAUGCUGCUUGCCUACAGUGAUGGAUCCAUGCGUGUGGUCAUCUCCACGGCGAAUCUGUACGAGGACGACUGGCACAAUCGCACCCAGGGUGUGUGGAUUAGUCCAAAGCUGCCGGCACUGCCAGAAGAUGCUGAUACCGGAGCAGGUGAAAGCGAAACGGGAUUCAAGCAGGACUUGAUGCUAUAUCUGGUGGAGUACAAGAUUACCCAGCUGCAGCCUUGGAUAGCGCGAAUCCGGAAGAGCGAUUUUAGCGCAAUCAACGUUUUCUUUUUGGGUUCCGUGCCUGGAGGCCAUCGCGAGAGUACCGUGCGCGGUCAUCCGUGGGGCCAUGCGCGCCUAGGAGCGCUGCUGGCUAAACAUGCGGCCCCGAUCAAUGAUCGCAUACCUGUGGUCUGCCAGAGUUCAAGCAUCGGCAGUCUGGGUGCGAAUGUUCAGGCCUGGAUUCAGCAGGACUUCAUCAAUAGUCUUAAGAAGGAUUCCACACCGUUGGGUAAAUUGCGCCAAAUGCCAGCCUUUAAGAUGAUUUAUCCCAGUUAUGGGAAUGUCUCGGGCAGUCAUGAUGGAAUGCUGGGCGGCGGAUGCCUGCCCUAUGGAAAGAAUACCAAUGACAAGCAGCCGUGGCUUAAGGAGCAUCUGCAGCAAUGGAAAUCCAGUGAUCGUCAUCGUUCUAGGGCUAUGCCACACAUUAAAAGCUAUACACGCUAUAAUCUAGAGGAUCAAUCCGUCUAUUGGUUCGUGUUGACCUCCGCUAAUCUCUCUAAAGCUGCUUGGGGCUGCUUCAACAAAAACUCCAAUAUUCAGCCCUGCCUCAGGAUCGCCAACUAUGAAGUUGGCGUCCUCUUUCUGCCCAGAUUUGUGACUGGCGAGGACACAUUUCCCUUGGGAAAUAAUCGCGAUGGUGUACCCGCUUUCCCACUACCCUAUGAUGUUCCAUUGACGCCAUAUGCUGCGGAUGAUAAGCCCUUCUUGAUGGAUUAUCUACAGGGCUAAAAUUUCUCAUUUUCGUUGGGUUUUGGUUUAAAAAAGGAUUUUACUUUUAAGGUUUCUUAAUCUUUUUGUUACCACUUUUAAUUUGCUUCGAAUGUGUGUUAUUUUCAAACUAUUUAUAUACUUCAAGAAAAAAUAAGGAGUUAAAACCUUAUUCAAUUAAGGCUAAAAUCUAAAAUUAAAAAUGGAAAAUAGAUUUUUUUUUAUAAUAAAAUUUAAUAAAAUACAAUA
Messenger RNA from Drosophila kikkawai, 2129 nucleotides. RefSeq names its product tyrosyl-DNA phosphodiesterase glaikit (gene gkt). NCBI's taxonomy places the organism in Eukaryota, Metazoa, Arthropoda, Insecta, Diptera, Drosophilidae. Gene Ontology annotation, biological process: DNA repair. Gene Ontology annotation, molecular function: single-stranded DNA binding; double-stranded DNA binding; 3'-tyrosyl-DNA phosphodiesterase activity. Gene Ontology annotation, cellular component: nucleus. The record is from RefSeq and is a predicted model, not a curated record.